Triticum turgidum subsp. durum (durum wheat) is the source of this 1455-nucleotide messenger RNA. The record is from the annotation of a GenBank genome assembly. NCBI's taxonomy places the organism in Eukaryota, Viridiplantae, Streptophyta, Magnoliopsida, Poales, Poaceae.
AUGACAAGUGACAAGGGAAGGACUUCAAAGAAGGCCGCUGAGGGUUCACCCUCUGCUUUGGCUGUGCCUGAUGGAAGAGCCAGCAGUGGACCUCAGAAGGGGCAGUUGUCCAAUGGGAGGACAACGGGUCCAGCAAGGCGCUCGACCAAGGGAAAUUGGACCCUCGAAGAGGACGAUAUACUUCGGAAGGCUGUUGAAAUCCACAAUGGGAAAAAUUGGAAAAAGAUAGCUGAGUGUUUUCCUGAUAGGACCGACGUUCAAUGCUUGCAUAGGUGGCAGAAGGUUUUGAAUCCUGAGCUAGUCAAAGGGCCAUGGUCUAAAGAAGAAGAUGACAUCAUUAUUCAGAUGGUAAAGAAAUAUGGACCCACGAAAUGGUCAACCAUCGCCCAAGCUUUGUCAGGACGCAUUGGGAAGCAAUGUCGCGAAAGGUGGCACAAUCACCUUAAUCCUGGUAUAAACAAAGAUGCAUGGACGCAAGAAGAGGAGAUAAGGCUCAUUCAGGCUCAUCACAUAUACGGAAACAAAUGGGCUGAACUGUCAAAAUUUCUACCAGGAAGGACGGACAAUGCAAUAAAAAAUCAUUGGCACAGCUCAGUUAAGAAGAAAUAUGAAUCGUAUAGAGCAGAAGGAUUACUGGCUCAGUUCCAGGGCCUACCAGCUGCUCUAUAUCCUACAGGGAGUCUAAAUGUUGAUUCAUCAUCUGCAAUGAUGCAGCAAAAUAGUGAUGGCAGUGGUUUGAAUGUUAAUCAGGAGGUACAAGAUUCCUCGGAGUUUAGCCAAUCAGCAUUGGCUAAUAUUUCUUCUUCUCAAGUGGAGCAAGUUGAUGAGCCUGUGGGCUGUCAUGGGCAAAUACAUUCCAGUGAUGGAGCGCAUGACUCUUACUCUUCAUGUCAGGAAGCAUGCGAUACUAAAGCCAACGAUGCUGCCUCUACUUCACCAGAGACUCGUCACCAGUUGUCAAUCUCUGAAAAUGAUCCAGAUAUGCACUGGCAGCAAGACCUUUCUGUAGCCGACUUCGAUCUUCAGUCAGAACUGUGGCAGGAUAUUUCUUAUCAGAGUCUUACUGCACCAGACUCCAUCAGUGCUGAUUCUUUCUUCAGCCCAAAUUACCAGCACAGUGCAUGCUCAUCUGAAGUUGCGAACAAUUUUGAAGAACCACUUUAUCCAUUGCAUACAUACUCAUCAAGCAGGACAGGCACUGUGCAUCAUCAAAGUUCUGCAACAUCAGUACCUCCAUCCUUUAUUUGUUCAGGCCGUGCUAGCCAGAUUGUUUCCAGUGAACUGCCUAUAGUACCAGAAUCCAAAGAGCAACAGAUGACAAGUGUUGAAGAGUCACUGCCUAUAGUGCCAGAAUCCAAAGAGCAACAGCUGACAAGUGUUGAAGAGUCACACAACCUUUGGAAUCUACAACCAUGGGAAGAGAAGCGUCACCAAACCAUGGUAAAUCCGUGGUAG